GGGCAUUUACAGGACGUCACGAACAAACUAUAUAGUAUUUGUCAGCAAAAUGAGGUAGACCUACUUUAUUGUCAUGUGACAUAGAUAACUUCUGUAGGAGUAUCGGUUUCAGCAGUUCAGUCUUCUAAUCUAAUUCACACUCACCAAACUCAUCUCUGUCAAAUAUGAACCGACGGCUUCUGUUAGUGUCCAAUUCUACCCUUCACGGCGGAGGAUAUCUUCAACACUGUCAAACGCAAAUUCAAGAUUUUUUUGGAAAGCAAGUGAAGAGGAUUCUCUUCAUUCCCUAUGCAUUGCACGACCGGGAAGCCUACGCAAAAACUGCAAGAGAGAAACUCGGGAGCUUAGGUUAUGAGGUGAACAGUAUCCAUGAAGCUGCUGACCCUGUUGAUGCAGUCAGGAAGGCAGAGGGAAUAUUCAUUGGCGGUGGAAACACAUUUCGACUACUGAAAACUCUCUAUGACAACAAUUUGGUGUCUGAGAUCAGGAGGAGGGUUCUAGAGGAUGGUGUGCCAUACAUGGGAUCUAGUGCUGGAACCAACGUUGCCACCAUUAGUAUCAACACUACUAAUGACAUGCCCAUCGUCUACCCACCCACCUUUGCUGCCAUUGGACUGGUGCCUUUCAACAUCAACCCCCAUUACCUGGAUCCUGACCCCAACAGCAAGCACAUGGGGGAGACACGAGAACAGAGAAUCAUCCAGUAUCAUGAGGAGCCAAACACCCCCUGUGUGCUGGGCCUGAGAGAGGGCUCCAUGCUCCUUGUGGAGGGAAACAAAGCCACACUAUUAGGCAGCACCAAGGCACGGCUAUUCCAAAGGGGGAAACAAAGCUCUGAGUAUGAGCCUGGAAGUGACCUGAGUUUCUUGUUGACUGAUGGACAGUGAAUAUCCAAGGCUUAGUGGCAGGAGGAAGGAUUCGGUCUAGGUCCUGUGGAAGACUUCAUUCAUUUACGGUGGAAAUUGGUUUAUCCUUUUCUUUAAUAAAGAAAAGUCGUGAGAGUUGA
Messenger RNA from Chanos chanos (milkfish), 1006 nucleotides. Its product is annotated as Alpha-aspartyl dipeptidase-like. The transcript has 8 exons. Bases 165 to 887 code for a protein of 240 amino acids. NCBI's taxonomy places the organism in Eukaryota, Metazoa, Chordata, Actinopteri, Gonorynchiformes, Chanidae. Gene Ontology annotation, biological process: proteolysis. Gene Ontology annotation, molecular function: serine-type peptidase activity. The record is from RefSeq and is a predicted model, not a curated record.